AUGAGUCAAGGAAAGAAGUGGCAGCCCUUAAAGAAGGUGGGAGUCGUCGGUGUCCCAUUUGAAAAAGGACAAAAAAAGUAUGGAGUGAGUGUGGCACCGGCAGCAUUGCGUUCGGCAGGACUUUUAGAAGCGCUACGUGAGAUUGAUGAUCUUGACGUUAAGGACUAUGGUGACAUAGACACUUCGAGUCCAGAACUAGACCUUCAUGUUAAAAAUAUGGACCACUUGUCCAUGGUGUCUAACUGCAACAAACGUUUAUCGGAGCAAGUUACGCAAGUGCUCAAGGACGAUAGAAUCGCUGUUACCAUUGGUGGUGAUCACUCUAUCGGUGUUGGGACGGUGGACGGUCACCAAAAGGUGAACAAGGACAUGAUUCUUAUCUGGGUGGACGCCCAUGCUGAUAUCAACACUAAUAAAACUUCUGACUCAGGUUCUGUACACGGUAUGCCAGUAGCGCUUCUGGUCAAGGAAUUUUCUCAUUACUGGCCUUACUUACCCACAUUUGAAUGGCAAGAUCUGGUAUUCUCUAUCAAGAGCUUAGGUUACAUUGGACUUCGUUCCGUAGAUCAAUAUGAAAGGCUGGCUAUUCAGAAAUUCAAUGUACCAUGCUGUGCUAUGGAGGAUAUUGACGAGAACGGAAUUAAAAAUUCUAUUCAGUACAUAUUGAAGACGUUAGACCCAACCAACAGCCGACCAAUCCACGUGAGUUUCGAUAUUGAUUCUGUGGAUGCGUUGGAAGCACCUAGUACUGGAACUGCAGUUCGUGGUGGACUUACUUUACGAGAAGCUAUUAAAAUGAUGGAGAUUAUCCAUGCAACUGGUCGUCUCCGUGCUAUAGACCUGGUUGAAAUCAACCCCGCAAUCGGCAAUGAGAAUGAUAGGAAACGGACAAUUGACGCUGGCAUCAGUGUACUGAAGGCAGCGCUAGGUUUCUCAAGACGAGGCACCGCUCCUAGAGGAGUGCCUGAUCUGCCAGUACAGGAUAAUACCACGAAAAGAUAA
Messenger RNA from Arctia plantaginis, 1002 nucleotides. NCBI's taxonomy places the organism in Eukaryota, Metazoa, Arthropoda, Insecta, Lepidoptera, Erebidae. The record is from the annotation of a GenBank genome assembly.